AUGAAGGACAGUGUCUUGGACUCCAUACGAUCCACGGUGUUCAAGCAGUCCAAUUCGCUUGACGGAAUUUGCACGACAAUCGAGGGCUACGAUUUCAACAAGGGAGUGGACUAUCACGAGAAUACACUGUGGACUCCAUCUAAAGUGAUUUCUCGAUUGGGUGAAGAAAUCAACAACGAGAGUUCAUACUUGUACUGGGCAUACAAGGCUUUGGUUACCAAUGUAUACUCUGAAGGAAUUAGAUAUGCUUUUAGUAGUCUCACAACUAUUAGCAAGUUUUUCAACUUUGAAGAAGAGAAAUUAGUUUGUUUUAUUAUUGGUAGCUUCAAUAAUGCCACGCCGUAA
This is a messenger RNA of Fraxinus pennsylvanica, 345 nucleotides long. The record is from the annotation of a GenBank genome assembly. NCBI's taxonomy places the organism in Eukaryota, Viridiplantae, Streptophyta, Magnoliopsida, Lamiales, Oleaceae.